GGUAGAAGCGGCUGAUGAAGGAAAGGACGGUGAGCGCCCCCAGCACCAAGGCCGCCAUCCCCGCCGUCACCAUGGAGACCUGAUACGUCACAGCUCCGACAACAUGGCCGCCGGCCUUUAAGCGAAACUACACAGAGACACCGGCGACCGGCAAGAUGGCGACCGUGGGGAAGUGCCGGCGCUCUGUAAUGUGUCCCACAUGGUGUAGUGUCUGGGGGGCGGAUCCUGCUCUGCGUGCACAUUGGUCAGUGCAGAUCAUCUCCCCCUUCUGUGCAGUGAUGGCAGCGGAGAAGCCCCUUCUGUUCAGCUACUUCCGCAGUUCGUGCUCGUGGAGGGUCCGGAUCGCGCUGGCCCUGAAGGGUAUCCAGUACGACCAACACCCCGUCAAUCUCAUCCAGGAUGGCGGGCAGCAGCUGACCGAUGACUACCGGAGGGUGAGCCCCAUGCAGCAGGUCCCGGCCCUGAGGAUUGAUGGCGUCACCCUCAGCCAGUCACUCGCCAUCAUUGAGUACCUGGAGGAGACACGGCCGCACCCCCCAUUGUUCCCUAGAGACCCCAUAAGGAGAGCGCAGUGUCGGGAGAUCAGUGACCUCAUCGCCUCCGGGAUCCAGCCGGUGCAGAACCUGGCCGUGCUGCAGCGAGUGGGAGACGGGAAGCUGGAGUGGGCGCAGCACUUCAUCACCAAAGGCUUCCAAGCUCUGGAGGUGUUGCUUCGGAAUACAGCCGGGCGAUACUGUGUUGGUGAUGAGGUGACAAUGGCCGAUCUGUGUCUUGUUCCUCAAGUGGUCAACGCAGACAGGUUUAAGGUUGACCUGCGCCCGUACCCAACCAUCUCCAGGAUUAACCAGGCUCUGCUUCAGCUGGAGGCGUUUCAGGUCAGUCACCCGUCCCGGCAGCCGGAUACACCACCAGACCUUCGAGCAUAAUCCGCAGAGACCGCCAUGACAAGGAGCCAUUGUAAUGUAGUGUGUAUUGUGAGUGUGCCACAAAUCACACAAUAAACCACAAACACCAGCAUGAAUAACCGCCAUUACAUCCCCACCACAGUGUAAUAAAUAGCGCAGGAUAUCAGGCGCUCAGG
Molecule: messenger RNA, 1081 nt
Organism: Hyla sarda
Lineage: Eukaryota; Metazoa; Chordata; Amphibia; Anura; Hylidae
Gene: GSTZ1
Product: glutathione S-transferase zeta 1
Exons: 10
Coding region: 156-926 (256 amino acids)
Biological process (GO): L-phenylalanine catabolic process; glutathione metabolic process
Cellular component (GO): cytoplasm; mitochondrion
Molecular function (GO): glutathione transferase activity; maleylacetoacetate isomerase activity
Source: RefSeq, a predicted model, not a curated record